Molecule: messenger RNA, 2197 nt
Organism: Dreissena polymorpha
Lineage: Eukaryota; Metazoa; Mollusca; Bivalvia; Myida; Dreissenidae
Product: coiled-coil domain-containing protein 90B, mitochondrial-like
Exons: 10
Coding region: 108-881 (257 amino acids)
Cellular component (GO): mitochondrion
Source: RefSeq, a predicted model, not a curated record
CAAAACAAACUAAUAUGCAUAUAUGAUAACACAAAAAGCAACAUUUUUACCAUAUUUAAAGGUUUAUAAAUUACGAACAACUUACAGUAUUAGCGGAUCACACGAUCAUGCUGCGACAUGUGGGAAGAUCUUUACCAGUUUAUAAACACGUUCUGGAAUUACCCAGACGAUGUAUGUGUCAAACAAUGGAAAGCAUGCAAGACUCAGUUGGGACACCUGUUGUGAAACCAUCACAGAAUCUGUCUGGCGUCAGCAUCGACACAUUGUCCAUUUGCAAGAAGUUCAAACAAGCUGGGUUCACUGACCAUGAGGCAGAGGCCCUAACAGAGGUUGUGUUUGAUGUUGUAAGAGCCUCCAUAGACUCCCAGGGGAAGAUGAUGGUCACAAAGUCUGGACUAGAAAUCAAAUCUCAGCAGCUGCUAGCCCAGAUCAGCGCAGUACAGAAAGAUAUGAUCAUCCUGGAGAAGAGUGAAUUUACCAUGAUACGCAAUGAGACAGAGAAACAAGGCAUCCAUAUCAAGCAAUUUGAGGGAAAACUAACUGAUACGAUCAAGAGGCUUGAAGGCCAAGUGAAAUUGGACAUCAACCUUGAGAGGAGUCGAGCAACAGAGGCUCAUGCAUUAAAUGAGAAGAAUCUUCAGUCACUCCAUAAUAAGAUUGAAGUCCUGAUGGCAUUAAAUGAAAAGAAUCAACAGUCACUUAAUAACAAAAUUGAAGUCCAGGAGUCUCAAACAGAAAAGAACUUAAAGUCCCUGGAUAACAAAAUUGAUGUUGAGAUCUCUAACAUGAAAACCAGGCAGGAAAAGAGCAGAAACACAGCCAUAUACUCUUUUAUAGGAUUUCCAAGAAAAAUGGCGAAGAAGUCAGUUAACCAUAUUUAGGCCAUGAAAAUAUGUACAGAAACCUUAUUUACAAAGGUUUCCUAACAACAGGGGCUUCGCUGUACUUUGCCUACUUGAGGUUGUUAAAGUGAUCCUUGUAGAUGAUUAUGCUACCUCAUCUGUGAUUCCACUAUGAAAAGUCGGCGAAAUGACCAAUGUCCUGGUGAACAGAUGGAGGAAAUAUAACCGAAAAUGGACCUUUUUUUUUGGGGGGGGGGGGGUAAGAAAUUUUUAUAUUUGAGUUUUUAUUGUGAUAAUCAUUGAAUUUUUAAAGCAUUCAUAAACAGUCAAGAUUUAAAGACAACCUCAGUGCUGUUUUGAUUUAAGUAUGUUAACGUUUUUAAUAGAUUGUAUUUAUAAAAAUACCUAUUUAAUGGACAAACGAUGAUUGAUGCAGUUUUAUUAGUCCCCUACCUGUUUCACCUGAGGGGACUUGUGGUUUUCGCUCUGUGCGUCUGUCUGUCACACUUUUCUGGAUCCUGCAAUAACUUUAAAAGUUCUUAAUAUUUUUUCAUGAAACUUGAAACAUCUAUAGAUGGCAAUAUGGACACUAUGCACGUCAUUUCAUUGUGUUAUUACGUCAAACAUUCUGGUUGCUAUGGCAACAAAUAGACUAGAAAUACUGCUGAAAAUGGUGGUUUUCUGGGUCCUGCGAUAACUUUAAAAAUUCUUCACAUUUUUUCAUGAAACUUAAUACAUGGAUAGAUGACAAUAUGAACAUUAUGCAUGUUAUUUCAUUUUGUUCCUACGUCAAAAAUUCUGGUUGCUAUGGCAACAAAAACAAAAAAAUUCUGACAAUGGUGGAAUUUCUGACAAUGGUGGAGCCGGAAGGGAACAUAUAUUGCUUGGCAAUAGUCUUGUUACUUAUAUACAUGGAAUUUACUUCAUUAGAUUACUUGAAAUAACUUGCAAUUUUUAUGCCCCCGGCAGGGUGGCAUAUAGCAGUUGAACUGUCCAUCAGUCCGUCUGUCUGUCAGUCUGUGCGUCCGUCCGAAAACUUUUACAUUGGUCAUAACUUUUGCAAUAUUGAAGAUAGCAACUUGAUAUUUGGCAUGCAUGUGUGUCUCAUGGAGCUGCACAUUUUGAGUGGUGAAAGGUCAAGGUCAUCCUUCAUGGUCAAAGGUAAAAAAACCAUUGAAUUAAAAAUUCAAAGCAGCACAGUAGGGGGCAUUGUGUUUCUGACAAACACAUUUUGUUGUAUUGUAUUGUUAAAUUGUUUUGCUUUGAAUUUAGAAAAUUGUUCUUAAUGUUUUUCUUUUUAUAUGGUAAUUUUAUUUUCAAUAUGUAAAUAAACAAAUACAUUUUCAAAAUCUUCA